CCAAGUGUUCGGUGUGUACUCAUAUUUUGCGAGCAUUCAGGAUGCUGGAGCAAGUGCAGACAUUUGUGUAGAAUCGAGAAAGUUGCAUCGGCCACCCAUCACCCGUCAGGCGUGUUGCAGGGCGACCGCGUCAGUGCAGGAAGCGAAAAGCGACCGUAGAUCUCUAACCUUCCGCAGCAAGAUAUCGUACUAUAUCGCGGAUCGCGCUAAUUACUUUCUAAAGCGGAUAUCUCGCAAAGAACCUGUUUUAGUGCGAAGUCGCGUUUGUUGAUGCAAUUGUGGCCCGUACCAUCUCGGUAUACGGUAGCAGGAUCUGCAAUUGCGGAAAUCGAACCAGCACCGCAUCGUCUGAUGGCUUGUUGCAUCGUGGAUGCGUUUCGAUAGAGAGUAAAGUGUAACCAUAUUACAAGGGCUACUUUUUGCAAAGAAAACAACAACAAAACAUCAGCGUUACCUCACAUCCCGGACGGGAAGGGACGAAAAAUAUCAUCAUUUGAUGAUUCAGCGGCUAGGAUACAGAAAGCCACGGUCUAUUCCCGGAAUACGUCCAUGCUAUCUUUUCUUUCUUCGUACCAGAUUUGUAAAGUUCCAAUAGAAGAACAUGCACAGCUAGUGGGAAAAUUGUGAUGUGUGGCCUACAGUGAAACGUGAAUCUCGACAAUUUAUUGUGUGUGCGUGCGUGUGUAUCCGACGCAUUUCAGAAAAGAAAGCCAAAGCAUAAGAAAAAGGAAACCCACGCGAAGAGCAAAUAGUAGUACGAAACAAUAACUGGGAAGACAACGUUUUCCCGAAGUGCUGGCCCACACUCCUGGACGCUCGGUGGGGGGUAAAAAUAUUAUUUGCGUAUGGUGGUGGGAGUGUGCUUCCCAGCAUUGUUGCGUGUCUUUUAUCCGUGUGGAUGUAUCCUUGCAAAGGACGAGAUAUUGCCGUUUUGUAUGUCUACCAUUAGUGAAGUUAGGGUGCGUGCGAUCGUAAGGAAGCUGAAAAUUUUCCUUUUCCUUUCAGCGGUCUUGUAAUAGCACAUUACACGCAAGUGUGUGAGUGUGUGUGCAUGAGUGCGUGCGUUGUCAUGAUUGUGUGCGUGUAUUGCUGGUGGUGAAUGUCAAAACUUCUGUUUGACAGAGAUUUGUUGGUGUUUUGUUUCCCUCUUGCGCCUCCCGGUCAGCACAAAGUGUAUAAUCAAAAGUAACCCCGAUUCUCUGCUCGACUCGAUGUAGCGUAUGUAACCUUGAGUUGGAUGUAAACUUUCCCCACAAAAAGCCGGCGAGAAACCGUUAUUGCGAAGACAGUGAAUUAAGCACAAUUUUGCUGUGUCUAGGCUUGCUUAGCAGCUUUGUAUAACGUUAGAUGCAUUUCCUGUUUGGAACGCUGGCUGGCAUUGGUGUUUGGAAGAAAGUAAACAAACGCGGCCGAAGCGAAUUGCAAUCUAGUUGGUGACAUUUGAACGAACGGCAGCAGUUCGGUUUCAUUGCUGGCAGAAGUGCGACAUAGAGCGAAGGCUGGCAAAAAUACCGGCGUGACAUUAAAGUGCAAAUCUCGUGAAAUUAUUGUAUCUGCAAGUAAUAUUCUUGCCGGCUUCAGUUCCGCAAGAUUAUCAGAUCCAAAGCUACAAGGAAACAUCCACAUCACGCCGUUAGACAGCACCGUCAGGGUUCAGCAAGGUGGAUACUAAAAGCAACCUGGGACUUUCCCAGGAUUUUGAGAGGAUGGUCGGACUGACGGGUGGAUCGCAUCUCUAUGCGGCCGGUAUACCAGCGGCCGCACAGGAAAUUGUCCGCGACAUGGCUGCCAUGCCAACGGCCGCUCCGACCAGUGCGGACGCGUGCCUCAGUAUCGUCCAUUCGCUAAUGUGCCACCGACAGGGAGGUGAGAGCGAAGGCUUUUCCAAGCGUGCUAUUGAGUCGCUGGUCAAGAAAUUGAAGGAAAAACGCGACGAACUGGAUUCGCUGAUUACGGCCAUCACCACGAACGGGGCACAUCCGAGCAAAUGUGUCACGAUACAACGUACGCUUGAUGGCCGAUUGCAGGUCGCUGGACGUAAAGGAUUUCCACAUGUGAUCUAUGCGCGCAUCUGGCGUUGGCCCGAUCUGCACAAAAAUGAACUAAAGCACGUAAAGUUUUGUCAGUUUGCUUUUGAUCUUAAAUGCGAUUCGGUCUGUGUUAAUCCUUACCACUACGAACGUGUUGUUUCACCCGGAAUUGAUCUGUCGGGUCUCACGCUGCAGUCUGGCCCCAGCCGCUUAAUAAAGGAUGAAUAUACGCCGGGUUCGGUCGUUGGUGGAGGCAUGGAUAUAGAUGGCAAUGAAAUCGGUACCAUACAGCAUCAUCCCUCAAUGGUUGCCGGUGGUGCGUAUAGCACCAUGUCAAUGCACCCACAGGUGUCCGACCCGUCUCAAAUGAGCGGUCUGUAUGGAUCGAGUAGUGGUCCACGGCCGAUCCCGAAACUGGAAUCCGCCGAGCAAUCUCGAAAUAGUGGUCCCAGCAGUUGGAUGAGCGGUGCUGGUAGCGUCAGUGGUCCAUCGUCCGCCACGGCGGCCAUGUUAUCAGCGGCCUCCUCAUCCGGAAGCCAGCAGCACACUCGCUUAUCUUCAUCCUUACCCCUUUCUUCCGUUAUCGGUGGUCCUGCCGGGUUGACGAACAAUGGUUUACGAGCACCACAAAGCUCGCAGCAACAACCACCACCAACACAACAGCAACAGCAGCCUUCAUCACAGUCCAGCUCACAAUUAACAAACGGCGGCUUGCUGGGCAGUUCUACCCAAUCAAGCUCCAGUGCUGGUGGUAGCAGUGCAGGGUUGAUCGGUGGUGAAGCCUCUCAAUAUUAUACGAACGCUGCCAGCGCCGACCCGUCGAUGGGAAACGAUCCGCAAAGUGGAAUGGGACCAUCCAGUAUGUCCGGUUCACUUUCUGCAACCUCGCCCGUCUCCCCUCAUCUGCAGCAAAAUGGGUACGUGUCAGCUAGCAAUGGACAGUCGGCACAGGCCGGUCCUUCCGGCGCUCAGCCGCCUCCAAAUCAAACGGGUGCGCAACAAUACCAACAACAACAGCAGCAACAGCAACAAUCACAACAGCAGCAAGGCGGUUCGGCAACGUGGUCCGGUUCGAAUACUCUGAAUUACACACAAUCGAUACAACCUCCGGCACAUGCAGGGAGUUCGCAUCAGCAGCAAGCAUCACAGCAACCGUCUCAGUACUGGCCGCAUAGUUCUAGUGGUUCUACCGGAGCGGUUAGUGCUGCCACUGGUUCCGGUGUAGGUACCACUUCUGGUGGACAGCUGGCUGAACUGCCCGGUCAGCAGCGUUUAUUGUCGCGACAGCCUGCACCGGAGUACUGGUGUUCGGUGGCCUAUUUCGAGUUGGAUACGCAGGUCGGUGAAAUGUUCAAGGUACCUUCAAACCGGCCAAACGUCACAAUCGAUGGAUACGUUGAUCCUUCCGGUGGUAAUCGGUUCUGUCUCGGAGCGCUUAGCAACGUGCAUCGAACAGAGCAGAGUGAAAAGGCUAGGCUACAUAUUGGCAAAGGUGUACAACUGGAUUUACGAGGUGAAGGAGACGUCUGGUUGCGAUGUCUCAGUGAUCAUUCAGUAUUUGUACAGAGCUACUACCUCGAUCGGGAAGCAGGUCGAACGCCGGGCGAUGCUGUACACAAAAUUUAUCCCGCAGCAUGUAUAAAGGUAUUCGAUCUGCGACAGUGUCAUUUGCAGAUGCAAUCCCUCGCCAACUGUGCCCAGAAAGCGGCUCAGAUGCAAGCCGCGGUUGUAGCGGGUGUGUCGGCCGUAGGAGCUCCUAGAAGCCUCUCCGCUGUUGCAGGAAUUGGCGUAGAUGAUUUACGACGUCUCUGCAUCCUGCGACUGUCCUUUGUGAAAGGUUGGGGUCCCGACUACCCAAGACAAUCGAUCAAGGAAACGCCAUGCUGGGUGGAGGUACAUCUCCACCGAGCGCUGCAACUGCUGGACGAAGUGCUCCACCAGAUGCCGAUUGAUGGACCCCGUGCCAUUGAGUAGAGAUAAGCUAACAGUAGCUCAAAACCUACAUGACUGCUACUACAGCUAUCUCGGCAACGAUUAUUGAGGUGCAGGUGAGGUAAGAUGAUAAGUAUCGUUUAAAAGCACUACGUUUUUAGGUUUAACUGAACAUAUACGAUCAACAAUCGUAGAAUGGAUUUUCGUGGAAUGGAGGAAAAGUGUGUAAAUAUAGAUUUGGACCGUAAAUGGCCCAAACUGGGUGUAUGGGUGAUGACGAUAAUGAGUGGGUUUCGUAGUGUGUACAAGUGUGAUUCUAAUAUGACAAAGAUUUAGUUUGAUAAGAAAGCAUACGCAAUCGUAAAAGGCAAAGGCGCACUGGCGUGUGCACCCGUAGUGAGUGUGACACGAACAGGUGAUAGAAUAGUGGUACUACAAAAACUAGGGCAUGAAAGUGAUGCAACGUUAUUCAAACCUUCUCAUGUAUACUAAUGUUGGGCAAAGAUAAAACAAAUGUGCUGAAAAGAUAUAUUACGAAACAAACGCGUACGUAGCAUAACGCAUAACGCUGCUCAACACGCAUGUUUUAGAUUGAUAAACAGUUGAAGAAUGUACUGAAGAAUGCUAUUGAUCGCAUACUCUGCAGUGAAAGUAAAAUUCUAACGACCUAGAAGCUGGAAGCAUGUACGCAAUGACGAUAAAUUUACGAAUAUGUUUAAAUAGCAGAACACUGCCUCAAUGCACGCUGCGGCAAAUGGCACGUAGAAAAGGUAUUUAACAGAAAAUGAAUCGAGUGUCGUGAGUACAUUCAGCGAUUAUUAGCAUCAAGCGCAACAGGAAAAACAAAAAACGGGACAAACAAACAAGCAACCGACCUACAACCUACAAAAAUUGUCUACCUCUAAUUGAAAAAAAGUAUGUUAAUACAAACGUUCAGCUCCUCCUACCGGUGGGAAAUAAUAUCCAGAGACAUUGAAAUGAUUGCAACAGGUUACGAUCAAAUACUGCUGAGCCAUUCAUACGUUUCUAACAAGACGUUAUAAACAUGUUCUAGAAGUAAUAGUUUUUUUGCCCUACAAACCGUUAUGAACAGCAUGAGUGGAUUGGAUUGUUUUCGGGAAAAAACUUCUUUGGCCGUAGAAUUGUGAUGGUAAGCGGUUUGGUAUUACUUUAAAUGACAUUGAGUAGAAUUUUUAAUUUCUGCUGUGUGUAAAGCCUUACGUGAGAUCGUUGUAGGGAUCGUUACAGGCAGAGCCUAUAGUUGAUGGUUUUCAAUGUGACGGAAGCAAAAAAACAAAAGCUUGGUGGAAGAGCAAUCAACAUAAAAACAAACUUUUCUUCUGAAGUUAGAUUCAACGUUUAUCCGUUGAAACAAAAUAUGUACCCAAUGCAGUGCGAUUAAACCGCGCGAGUGCCCCAUCGUUUGAAGAUGUUCGUAUUGCAAAAAGACAGCACCCAACCUUGUAAGAACUGGACUGGUAAGACUGGAGAAAAGCUUUCGAUUGAUGCUUAAAAUGUUCUUUGCCUUUGUGCCAUUUUGUGUAUAGUUUCGUUGAAGUUGUGAAUUAGUGAAACUGGUUCUAUGCUUGUAUGCCUAUUAGUUUAUUGUAAUUUCUCGCAGUUGAUCGCAUUCGUUAGAAUCAAUAGGUUGACUUAAAUCACUGGCAAUAAAUAUUGGUUUAUUUUCAAUCGUAUAAAACACCAGGUUCACAGCGAUGAUACGUUUUCACUAGAUGAAAUUUCUUGAAACAUUUCAUAUAGCGUGUGAGAAUAAAUCACAAAAUCUGUGACCACUAAGAAUGUCACGACAACAGACUCGAGGGAAUACAGCAUUAAAAUUGAAAUGAAUGAAAAUUUUAAUUUGAAUGUGUUUCAAAGUUACAAGUGCAAUGAACCCAACUUAAGAAAAGAGUAAAAUAGUUAUAAAAAAAAAACAAACAUUGAUAGAAAUGAAUAUAUUGUAGUACAGAUAACAUAAAAAAGAUAACAAAAUUAAAU
Anopheles moucheti is the source of this 5960-nucleotide messenger RNA. RefSeq names its product mothers against decapentaplegic homolog 4 (gene Med). Gene Ontology annotation, cellular component: heteromeric SMAD protein complex. Gene Ontology annotation, molecular function: RNA polymerase II cis-regulatory region sequence-specific DNA binding; I-SMAD binding; DNA-binding transcription factor activity, RNA polymerase II-specific. The record is from RefSeq and is a predicted model, not a curated record. NCBI's taxonomy places the organism in Eukaryota, Metazoa, Arthropoda, Insecta, Diptera, Culicidae. Gene Ontology annotation, biological process: SMAD protein signal transduction; transforming growth factor beta receptor signaling pathway; cell differentiation. The coding region runs from base 1707 to 4004 and encodes 765 amino acids. The transcript has 9 exons.